Messenger RNA from Funneliformis geosporum, 142 nucleotides. NCBI's taxonomy places the organism in Eukaryota, Fungi, Glomeromycota, Glomeromycetes, Glomerales, Glomeraceae. The record is from the annotation of a GenBank genome assembly.
UUUUUGGAAAUCAUCUUUCUUGCCUGAAAAGUUAGCAGAAUCAAUUUCUGAAUCACUUCUUUUCUUACUUAGACUAUUAACAUGUUCUUGGGCAGCCUCUAAAUCUGAAGCUGUCUUUGUUACCAGUUUAGUUGAAGCAUAA